GGGAGGUGUCUACUUCAGUUUGUGUGGCUGAGGCCGCGGGAACGCCAGCCGGUAAUAUUUUGACCGAGAAAGGCGAGGUUUUCGAGCUUGGCGGAGUGAGAGUGAGCGAUCGUGGAGCUCCUGGUGCUCUCUUCUUACGUGACACCGGGCAUGGAGGAUGAGCAGAGCAAGGAGCCUGGCGGCGAGGCCGUGGCUCCCGCGUGGCUGGAGUCACCGCGGUCGGUGUCUGGGGAGGAGCCGCAGCACCCGCAUCCCGAGAAGAAGCAACGAUGUAGACUUGAUGGUCAAGAAACAAAAGGAUCUAAGUUCAUUACCUCCAAUUCAAGUGACUUCAGUGACCCAGUUUACAAAGAGAUUGCUAUUACGAAUGGCUGCAUUAAUAGAAUGAGUAAGGAAGAACUCAGAGCUAAACUUUCAGAAUUCAAGCUUGAAACCAGAGGAGUAAAGGAUGUACUAAAGAAGAGGCUGAAAAACUAUUAUAAGAAGCAGAAGCUGAUGUUGAAAGAGGACAAUUGUGCUGGCAGUUACUAUGACUACAUUUGUAUUAUUGACUUUGAAGCCACUUGUGAAGAGGGUAACCCACCCGAGUUCUUACAUGAAAUAAUUGAAUUUCCUGUUGUUUUACUGAAUACUCAUACCUUAGAAAUAGAAGACACGUUCCAGCAGUAUGUGAGACCCGAGAUUCACACACAGCUUUCUGAUUUCUGCAUCAAUCUAACUGGAAUUACUCAGGAUCAGGUAGACAGAGCUGAUACCUUCCCUCAGGUACUGAAAAAAGUAAUUGACUGGAUGAAAUUGAAGGAAUUAGGAACAAAGUAUAAGUAUUGCAUAUUAACAGAUGGUUCAUGGGAUAUGAGUAAGUUCCUGAACACUCAGUGCCAGCUCAGUGGGCUCAAAUACCCGCCUUUUGCUAAAAAGUGGAUCAAUAUCCGAAAGUCAUAUGGAAACUUUUACAAGGUCCCUAGAAGCCAAACCAAACUGACAAUAAUGCUUGAAAAGCUAGGGAUGGAUUACGACGGGCGGCCUCACAGUGGUCUCGAUGACUCCAGGAACAUUGCCCGCAUAGCAGUCCGAAUGCUGCAGGACGGCUGUGAGCUCCGAGUCAAUGAGAAGAUGCACGCCGGACAGCUGAUGAGCGUGUCCUCCUCAUUGCCAAUAGAGGGCGCUCCCCCUCCACAAAUGCCGCAUUCUAGAAAAUAACAGUGGGUUUGCCUUUUUGCCUCUGGAUCAUUGACUGGAAUUGAUACAAAGAGGUAGCAGAUGAAUACUUAAUUCAGUGCAAAAUUGAAGCACCUUAAACAGAAAAUCUUAUUACAGCUCUAGACAGAGUCUAUGGAGAAGGCGUAUUGAAUUGUCACCAGCACUUUUAUAUGAGCAGUAUUUGUUACACAGUAAUCGUUUCUGCUUAGAACUUGGUUUUAUAAAUUAAGGUGGCCAAGAUGUGUUCCUUUGGUUUUAAAUGCAAAGGUCUAUUGACUCUCCUUUCGAAUGUCAUUUCUUAUUGAUGUUAGAAUGUAUAAUGUAUUUCUACAUUAAUAUCAUUAGAUGAAAUUAUUUCUUAAAUGCAGAAAAGAUGGGAAAGCAGACCUUAUCUUGCCUUUGGGUUUUAAGAAUAUUAUAGGCCGAUUGAUUUUUGAAGUUUAUAUGUUAAAUCCAGCAGUAUGUUAAGUUUCAUGAAGUACUUGGCACAUAUAUCUGUCUGUUUCUUUUCGAUUCAUAAUUGGAAGACUUGUGAAGAUUAUAGGGCCUGGUUAAAAAUUCAGUAUUGACAUUAUCAUGGAAAAUCCAAAGACAACACCAUUUAAAGGAAUGUAAGGGCUGUACCUCAGAUUUUAUAAUAAUACAGGUAAAUCAGUGAGGUUUGGGUGCCAGCUUUUUGAUUCCCUUCCUCCUUGUCACAUAUUUCUGCCCUGAUUCUUAAAUCUAAGAGACCAUGCUUUGAAAUAGACUUAAAAUUGAAGAUCACUACUGAAUUUUGCAUUUGUAUUGAACAUUGUGAGGUUAAUAAAAGUCAAAUAAUGCUUUCUACCCGAUCUUAUGUUUUUAUUACAUAGUGACUGGCCAAUAGAUUGUUGACUAGUUAAUUCUUAACUGGCUAUAAAAAACAAAAAUGUGUUCACAGAGUUUAGAAAGUAAAAUUCCUUAUUUAGAAGCUGAAAACACAUAUUUUCAGAAUUGAAUUUUCCCCUGUAGUUUUUAUGAACAAUUUCACUGACAUUGGUCCUUUUCCAUGGAACAAUUUUAUUGACACUGUUUGCUUCUUUUCUUUUACUUCUAAUCAUAAUUGUGAUGCUACUUUAUUUUAAUAAUGUAUGUGUUAUCAAAUGAAUUUUAUGGAGGUUUUUCAACCCUGGUACAUAGAGGAAAAGUAGUUAUUUUUCUGGAUAUGAGAAUAUACAGUGCUGUAGGCUCCUCACUUGAAAGAACAAAUUUCUGCCCUUGGGCAGUAGCUGGAGAGUCAGCAUAAUGAAGGAGAAGUGGGUAACAGAAGGCACUGGAGUGGGGGGCGGUGUAUGAUGUCCUUAGACAGACUGGUAGGGAGUAGAGCGAAACAUCUAGGUGUUUCAGGUUUGUACAGAAAACUUCAGGUUUUUACAGUGACUGUAUGCUGGGAUUUUUGUGAAUCCCAAAUAUCAGCAUAUAAUAUGCCUGUGGUAUUCCUCAGAGUGUAAAAGAAUUUCCUUCAAAUCCUUACUGUGCCAGGGCAGAGGCGUGGAGGAGAGCAAAUCACUGUGGAGACCGAGGUGCCAGCAGGGCCACUUGGCGUACUCCUUAGGGGAUUUUUUCUUUAGGCAAAAUUCAAGCUCACGCCACAGCAAAACUAUAAUUAUCUCUCACCAGCUUCCAGAGUGGCUCAUCCACAGCUGAAACUGCAAGAGGAGAACCCGAGAAUGGCAAAGAAACACUACCUUACCCUGCCCUUUUGUAGUGAAGGCCACAGUAAGAUGUGCUGGGCUUCUGCCCACCCACUCCCCACGGGGCAGAUUUCUCUGAGGGGACCCCUCCUGGUGCCAUGCUGCUCUGGCCUCAUCGAUGCGGCGAUGUCGCCAGAAUGCUACCCAUGUGCCCGCAGGACGCUCGACACUUCAUUGUCCUCCAGAGCUUUGCCUGUUUUAGGAAAGCAUCUCUACUUUUGUUGGUUUAUAGUUGUGUCUGUGUUGUCUUUGUUGUUCUUGUAGGGGAAGUGAGCAUUGGCACCUCCUAGCCCUUCAUCUUGCUGACCUCCCUCUCCUCUGAACUCAUUUUCCACUGCUCUGUGGACUCUGUCCUCCCCUGGGUCUGGUGCACCUCCCAGCAAAUGGACUUCGUCCUGGAUUUCGCUGAGACUGUUUAGUCAUGCCUGUUCUCAGGAGAGGACAUUAAACCUCAGGAAUUCUGCUUUCUACCUUCUGGUUUUUACUGUGUCCCAUUGUCUUUAAGGUCUUCAGCAAUGCUGAUUCUUGCAAGGACAGUGCUGAAAGGAUAAAUGCCUUUUAGUACUCCAGGAAACCAACAAGAUUAAUAGUUCUUGCCAGUUUUUAUUUCGUAUUAAUAUUAUACUACAUACUGUAAUGAUGUUCAUGUGUAUUAUUUAUUAUUUACCAAAAAUGCCUUUUGUAUUUUUAGCCAUUAGCUGUGUUCAUUUUUUGCUUUCUACUUUUCACUUGUUCUGAUAAAUUGACAUGCCAGGUUUCUCUAGUGCUAUUUCCGAUCCACAAUCUCAGGACCAACUGAGGUGUAUACCAGAGCACUGUAUUUUGUCUAUUUUGUUUUGUGUUCUUUUUGGAUAAAAUACUUCACAACAUUUGCUAUGAAAAAAUCUUUUUCCGAAGUGUCUUUUUUUUUUUUUUUUUUUGCUUAAAAAUAGACCUGCUUAAUCAGCCUCAUAAGGACAAGUUUCCACCUGGACUGAAAUGAAAAACCAUAGGAGUCACUAUAACAUGUCAUCUAUUAGAAGGGAUCUUGCAUUGUUGAAGGCCAGUUUAUGGUUAUUUUUUCAAUGUGGGGUUGGCUGCCAUGUUCUGUUUAGUAUAUCGUCAUGACAGUUAUCCCCAGUGAUCAUGCAAAAUAGAGUAACUCGGAAGACAGGAAAAGAGCUGGUAGUAAAAUUGAGGACGGGAGAAAGCAGGGAGGUCCAGAUAACCCACCGUUUGUUUGGUGUAGGCUGUAGGCGGGGUUGCCAGAACCACUGCCUGCCUCUUGCACGAGCAUGCCCCUGCCCUGCAAAAGCCCGCUUGGAAAGGCUGUAUUUCGAAGGAAGGCUUUCGCUGUCUAAGCUCCUGUGGACAGUGCAGAUUCUGUGAGAGCCAGGACUGGGACUCUUGCAUCUUUGAUUCCAACAGUGUGUGAUUCCAAAAAAUGCCUUGCACUGAGUUCAGUGCCAAUAAAUGAAUGACGGCCUUAAAUAUCCUUUUUAAAAGUUACACUUGGAAGUUUCCUCUUUCUUCUUCGGCAUCAUAAACCUGUAUUUCAGAUCCCUUGCCCUCAUGAAGUUUCCAAAGCCCAUGAAUUUGUUAAUCCAGAGCAAGCGCUGGCAAACUACCUCCCAUGGGCUGAAUCGGGCCCACUUACUGUUUUUGUAUGGCCUACGAACUAAGAAUGGUUUUACAUUUUGAAUGGUAAAAACAUUAAGAGAUAAUAAUGUAGGUAUCCUUGGCUUUCUGAAAACCCACAUUAUGCUACUUUGCUUUCAAAGAAGACCUGCAUUGGUACCUGUUUUCACUGACUGUAAAAAUCCAAAAAUUUUGACUUUUACGAAAAAAGCCAUUAGCAUACUAAAGCAGGUCUUUUGUAAAAGUAAAGUGGCGUAAUGGGAAUUUUUGGAGAGUGGGUAUACCCUUUGCUGUAUGCCAUUUCAGUUUACAGCAGGUCACAGGAGUGCUGUGCUAAAGGAUGGCAGGGGAAAGCUGUACUUUAAUGUGAAGUUAAAUUUG
Messenger RNA from Artibeus jamaicensis (Jamaican fruit-eating bat), 4913 nucleotides. RefSeq names its product exoribonuclease 1 (gene ERI1). Bases 151 to 1200 code for a protein of 349 amino acids. The record is from RefSeq and is a predicted model, not a curated record. The transcript has 7 exons. NCBI's taxonomy places the organism in Eukaryota, Metazoa, Chordata, Mammalia, Chiroptera, Phyllostomidae. Gene Ontology annotation, cellular component: cytoplasm; nucleolus. Gene Ontology annotation, biological process: exonucleolytic trimming to generate mature 3'-end of 5.8S rRNA from tricistronic rRNA transcript (SSU-rRNA, 5.8S rRNA, LSU-rRNA). Gene Ontology annotation, molecular function: 3'-5'-RNA exonuclease activity; nucleic acid binding.